Molecule: messenger RNA, 3938 nt
Organism: Dendronephthya gigantea
Lineage: Eukaryota; Metazoa; Cnidaria; Anthozoa; Malacalcyonacea; Nephtheidae
Exons: 3
Coding region: 717-3920 (1067 amino acids)
Source: RefSeq, a predicted model, not a curated record
UCAUUACUUUAGAAAUUCAUUGUUUUCACAGUCAAUGAACACCAAAAUAUUAGCAUAGCAUGAUUAAAUUGUCGGGCUGACUACGCCACUUCAUGGCAUAUUUCAAUUAAGUUUGUCCCAAGGCAUAGCUGGAACGAAAAAAUCGCGGGACCCUAAAAGGCGCUGGUCCUGCUGGCAACCUAGUAAUUACAAAUUCUAAUAAUAAUUUACAGAUAAAUUUGUGCAAACUCUACAGGGAACAUCUUUAAAAUUUUUCACAUCCUUCCUGAGCAACAUAGAGCAGGUCUGUGUAAUUAACAACGAAAAAUCAAAGCAAGGAUUAGCAGAAAGUGGGGUACCACAAGGCUCUAACUUAGUACCUUUACUAUAUUCUCUUUACAUAAACGACUUGCCAAAUAGCCUCCAGCACAAACAAGUAACCGUGUUUGCUGAUGACACUAACCUGUCAUGUACAGGAAGGUCUCCAACGGAAAUCGAAUGCACACUGAAUUCAGACUUGCGUCAUAUCAGUAAAUGGUUAGAAGCCAACAAGUUCACACUAAACACUAAGAAAACAAAUGUUAUGUUCAUAGCCUCGAAAAGAAAAAGAAAACAAAAAACUCUGGUUCGAAGAGUUUUGAUCGCAGAGAAACCGCCUACAUACUGUAAGUAGAGAAAAAUCAACAUUGAUUUGGAAUCAGAAAUAGUCCAACGAAAGAACAAAGAAAAUUCUAACAAUGUCGCGAGAGUUUGAAAUCAUGCUCGGUCAGUCCACAAACCUUCUUAAAGGUUUUCAGAAGGACAUCUAUUCCGUGCCUUUCGCAAAUUCAAGCAAACCUGCCCUUUUCCAGCAUGAAGCGGUGAUUAAGAAUCCUGGUGAUAACGCCAAAUGGUCGUACCCAGUCAUCACCCUGCACGAGAACGCCGAAGAUCUUCUUUCUGCCGUACUUCAAGUAAAACUACGACCAAUGAGGAACGAAGAGCAACCCAGCGAAGGAGGCUCACCAUCUUCCUGGCCAUCUGGGGCUCUUAUGCUUGCAGGAAUGGACAAGGUCGCUCGUCAGAAAGCCCUUAAACAUCUGUCCGCCCAACUCGAUGUUGACCUUUCCACUGCAGGUUGGUCCUAUGCUUUGGCUCGAUGUACUCGUAAGGUUGGCAUGGCAACUCACCUGUGCUACGAGAGAGGAAUCUUUGGGAAUCCAGAUCCUGACAGCACAAUCAGACCAGAUGCGUUAGCGGCCCUGAAGAAACUCGAGAAACUGCAAAAGACGUCGACGGAUGUCACAAUGGACGGCGCCAAAGGAUAUCUAGAUUUCUACGAAAACUAUGGUACACACUUCGUGUCAAGCAUCACUGCUGGUGAUUCCAUCUUCCAGGUGUUCGCUUAUGACGCCUCGGCGUUCAAAGAAAUCCAAAAGACCUACAAAACAGACCCAGAAUCCUUCGGUGGCCCACUUUCCUACUCCUUUACAAUUUUCACCGUACCACGAAGUGAUGAUGGAAAGUUUGGUUACACAGCUGCAGCUGGAAAAAUUUGUAUCGCAAGUGAAGAUGAAGAAUUGGUAAAAUCCUUGCAUGACGGUCUUUGGUGCGAUGAAAGUUACUCUGGUACGAACAGCGUCUUGACUCCGUACCAUUAUGGUCGUUCAAAUUACUUAAACACAACUUUCAAGAAAGUUGUUCUAAUUUCAUUCGAGUUGGCUUCCCUCAGCAUUUUCGCCGAGUAUUAUCGGAUGUUGAUUUGGCAUCGGGUCUUCAAAGGAGUUAUGUUUACAAAAUAUGCCAAUGGCUUUGGCGUAGCGCCGUACUUCAGCAACAACUGCCCGUAUGAUUUGAACACCAUCUUCAAAGAUUCAGACCCGAUCGAUGGUGAUGGCCUUCUCUCAACACUUUCAACACCCUCUGUUAACAUCAUGAAAGAGAAGAUUGAUCUCGACGCCUUCGUGGUCAGGUUUCCUGAAGUGGUCAGAGAAUUCGCAAUUUUUGCAAAUGCAAUUCAGUUACCAAAUUCCAAUCACAAGCAAAAGACAUCCAUCAAUGUCCCUGGUUCCUCUCGCGUCACUUUCCUUGGUCACGUCAUUUCCUGCGGUGGAAACAGCCCUUUACCACCAAAUAUCCAAAUCACAGAUUCAGCUUUCAAAGAUAUCGAGGGUCGCCUCUUCUGCGGUGAGUUUUAUGGUGGUCUACGUAUUAGUAAUUCCGAUGAUAGCAAGUCUUGUGUUGUUAUGAAUGGUUUGAUGAUGAAAUAUAAUGAUAGAAAGGUUACCAUAAUUCGUGAUGUCAGAGAAUCUCCUUCAUCAAAAAUUGUGAUGGAAAGACUCACGGAUAUUCAGUUUUCCCUGGUUGUCGCUGAAGCUCGCCUCAACUUUCUCCUCGCCAACUCCACGAAUCACGAUAAGAGUAUCGAGUUAAUGAAGCGUUUCCUCGUGUGGCUUGCUGACGUAACAGGAAGUGAAGACCAACUGCUGGAUUUGAAAGCCAGAGCAAUGUACCUUGCAAAGGUUGCUGGAAGCCCUCAACAAUCUGGAAUCCCUGUUCCAUUACUCCGCUACGAGGCUUACAAAGAUGUCGUGAAAAAUGUCCAGAAUGUCAUCAAAACAGCUUCUGAAAAGUUGCUGAACUUUCAGAGCCAAAUCAGAGCAAGAAUGGCAGAGGAACGAGAGAUCAAACGAGAACAAGCCCUGAACGAAAAUAUCAUCAAGUCUGGUAAAUUGUUACAGGAAUACAUUUCCACCCAAGCAGAUUACCAAAGUAGUUUGGAAAGUAUGUUUCAGAGCGUCUUCGAAGAUAAAGAAGACGAAAUGAACAAUGUUGCUAAAGAGACAAAGAAGUUAGAAUCAGGUUUAAACAAACAAAGAACGGUCGUAGAUGAAGCCAUUAUGGAUUACCAGGACGCUGUCGCAGACUGGGAGAAGCAAGAAACGUUAAAAGCAGUCAUGGACAUCGCCUCUGGUCUCUUUUCUCUCGGUUUCGCCUUCGUGACUCCAUCAUCGUCCUUCACAGCACUCCAGUCACUUGGUAACGCAGUACAGAAAAUUCAAAAGAUGGCUAAAGUCUUUGAUGCUGUCAUUAACGUUUAUAAAAGCUUCAAAAAGCUGCCCAAAGAUCCCCAAAGAGUUGUCGAAGCCUUGAAAGACUUGGGACCCGAAGGUUUGGUGACGUUAUCCACACUUGAAUGGGAUGAGAUGCACGUUAACUUUAAAGCUGUUAUUUCCACUGGACCUGAUAUUUCAGCAAAGACAAAGCUUUCUGCUGCUUUUGAGAUCCUCGUCCUUCGUGGCAAAGCCUUGCUGGAAUCACAGAGUUCAAUUCAGAAAAUCGCAGCGGAUUUGUCUGCAGUUCAGCAAAGAAUAAAGCUUCAUCAAGAUCAGAAGAAGCGCCUGGACGAGUUGAAAAUCAAUCUGGAUGCGAAACCUCAGAAACUUGAUCUUGAAAAAAUUGAUUUGAUUGGUAUUUCGGGUCAGCUGUUGUUCUUUCAACGCCAGAUGCUGAUGAUAUUGGCCUCCACUGUCGUCAUACAAGACAGAGCUUUGCAAUACGAGUAUCUUCGUCAACCCACUCCGAUCGGAUCCUUCACGAUGAUGGGUUUACAGUUAGCUAUCUUCAGACAGUCUCAAAGCAUCAACCAGGGCCUAACGGUGCAACCACUUCCUCAGAAGCAGAAAGACCCGAUCAUCUACGAGAUUCAUGGUGUUCGACCAGAAACCAUCACAAACAACCGUCGCUUCGCUUUUAACAUCGAUAUCAACAAAUGCGAGUUUGUAUCAUUCAACUACGUGCGGGUGGAAAGCGUGAUGGUCGAGAUUGAUGGCAUCGUUUCCACCGAUAGUGGUAAGUAUUACACAGAACUUGUGUUUGAUGGUGAUCCAUUUUAUGAUCGAAGCUUCGACGGUGAAACGUUGACAUUUCAAACGACAUCGCGAAUUUUCACGGGGCUCUAAAAAGUCGACUCUUCAAUU